UAACAGCAUAUGCUCAACAGGUGUAAUCCGCUUUAAUCUGGACUUCUUACUGUGGCCAUGUAGAUUUGGAAGAUAGGGAGUGAAUGAAAGCAAAAACAGUCGUUGUUGCUCUUUUAAUUAUUAUUAUUAUAGGUUUCAUAUCAAAUGAAGUCUUUAAAUUAUCUUUAAUGUAAUUUAAUCACGUGGAAAGAGAUUCUAUUUGGAUUCUAUUAUUGGAUUGAGGGUAGCAGAUUACCAGCCCACAAUUUCAUUACACUGGGAAGAGAAGCUACUGGAGUAAACAAUCCAGCUUUUUCAUGUAUCGGGAACAUCGAUAAUCAGGUGUUCACCAUGCUCACCAGCUUUGUGGAUGGAAUAUUCUGUUGCUUUACAGGGAAGUCUACUAACGUUGUGGUCCCUAUCGAGUCCUCCGAGCCCACCGAUGGUUUUGAAUUUGUUGAGGUAAAGCCAGGAAGGGUUCUGAGAGUUCGGCAUAUUAUCCCAGACAGACCAGUGGUCGAGGAGCCAGGGACUGGGGAAGGGGGUACGGUCAGCUGCAAGCGCAAAAUCUCAGUGUACAGAAAUGGACAGCUUCUGAUCGAGAACAUCAAUGAAGCCACCCAUCCAGAGUUGGUCCGCUAUCAGAAUGGAGACAGCAACAUGGAUACGGAUGUUUCCAAUUGUGAGGCUCCCCCAGCAGCCCAGGCUUCUGAACCCACACCGGGGUCGGCGACCGCAGAACAAGCUACAGAUAACAAACCUGCACCUCAGCAGGAUCUGCAGCAAGUGCAGCGCAGACGGCGCAAACCCAAACGCUCCAUUGUGAUUGACUGUGAGCGGAAGAUCACAUGCUGCAAAGGUACUCACCCUGACGUGGCCUUGUUUUUCAUUCACGGAGUCGGGGGGUCGUUGGAUAUCUGGGGAAGCCAACUGGACUAUUUCUCCCAACUUGGUUACGAGGUCAUUGCCCCAGACUUGGCCGGCCAUGGUGCAAGUUCAGCUCCUCGGAUUCCCGCUGCCUAUACCUUUUACGCUUUGGCUGAGGACGUUAGGAUCAUCUUCAAGCGAUAUGCAAAGAAGCGGAAUAUUUUAGUAGGACACUCUUAUGGUGUCUCGUUUUGUACCUUCCUGGCUCAUGAGUAUCCGGAACAAGUUCAUAAAGUUGUCAUGAUUAACGGUGGAGGUCCUACAGCGCUCGAGCCCAGUCUCUGCUCUGUCUUCAACUUGCCCACGUGUGUCCUUAAUUUCCUGUCCCCGUGCCUCACCUGGAGCUUUCUCAUGGCUGGUUUUGCCCAUCAGGGAACGAGAGAAAAGAAACUACUUAAAGAGAACAAUGCCUUCAACGUGUCUUCCUUCGUUCUACGGUCCAUGAUGAGUGGACAGUACUGGCCGGAGGGCGACGAGGUUUACCAUGCUGAAAUCACAGUGCCUGUUCUGCUGGUACACGGCAUGUACGACAAGUUUGUACCAGUACAAGAGGACCAACGUAUGGCAGAGAUCCUAUUGCUGGGGUUCCUGAAGAUCAUAGAUGAUGGAAGUCACAUGGUCAUGAUGGAGUGCCCUGAUGUAGUUAAUACUCUCUUACACGAAUUCUUCCUGUGGCAGCCAGCAACCGCCUCAAAACCCAAGCAGGAAUCAGCCCCCACAAAGACCACCACUACCAAACCUCCAGAGGACACAACGAGACCAAAAACUGCCCCCAAGUCACCGUCCAAAUCUCAACCAGACUUGACAAGACCAACAACUGCACCAAAAAGCGUCAAUACUGGGACGGAGGCUACAGUGGACAUCAGAUCUAAGGGCAUGAAAUAGCUUGUCUAUCUAUAAACAAGUGAUGGUAUACAUUUAAAAGCGUUCAAUUUGCUCUACUCUUGCAUGUGGGCCAAAUUUAAUGGAACUGUUUGAAUGUAUGUCGUUGUAUAUUUACUAGUUGUUGUAUGACUGCAGGAAACAAAUUAAAGGAACAGCUCAGAUGGGUGUUUGUCCCAGAGCAGAAUGGGUUUUACUUGCUUUCAUGUUAUACAGGUGCUGGUCAUAUAAUUAGGAUAUCAUCAAAAAGUUGAUUAAUUUCACUAAUUCCGUUCAAAAAGUGAAACUUGUAUAUUAUAUUCAUUCAUUACACACAGACUGAUAUAUUUCAAAUGUUUAUUUCUUUUAAUUUUGAUGAUUAGAGCUUACAGCUCAUGAAAGUCAAAAAUCAGUAUCUCAAAAUAUUAGAAUAUUUACAUUUGAGUUUGAAUAAAUGACCAUCCCUACAGUAUAAAUUCUGGGUAUCUCUUGUUCUUUGAAACCACAAUAAUGGGGAAGACUGCUGACUUGGCAAUGAUCCAGAAGACGAACAUUGACACCCUCCACAAAGAGGGUAAGUCACAGAAGGUCAUUACUGAAAGGUGUGGAUGUUUACAGAGUGCUGUAUCAAAGCAUAUUAAAUGCAAAGUUGACUGGAAGGAAGAAUUUGGGCAGGAAAAGGUGCACAAGCAACAGGGAUGACCGCAAGCUUGAGAAUACAGUCAAGCAAAGCCGAUUCAAACACUUGUGAGAGCUUCACAAGGAGAGAACUGAAGCUGGAGUCAGUGCAUCA
Molecule: messenger RNA, 2560 nt
Organism: Onychostoma macrolepis
Lineage: Eukaryota; Metazoa; Chordata; Actinopteri; Cypriniformes; Cyprinidae
Gene: abhd8b
Product: abhydrolase domain containing 8b
Exons: 5
Coding region: 331-1791 (486 amino acids)
Molecular function (GO): catalytic activity
Source: RefSeq, a predicted model, not a curated record